Molecule: messenger RNA, 276 nt
Organism: Leptosia nina
Lineage: Eukaryota; Metazoa; Arthropoda; Insecta; Lepidoptera; Pieridae
Source: the annotation of a GenBank genome assembly
AUGAAACGCUGCUCCGCUAAAAUAAAUCUCGCCUCGUUACGUCGACGGAUCGGGCGCGGUCCUCGAGGCGCGUGGUUUGACGCGAAUCGAUUAAGUUCGACAGUUGUUUCGAGCGAUUGUGGCGAAAGUUCAACGAUGGUGCCGAUAAAAGUUCUUAUAAACUUCAUUGCUUUUCUAGCUGUCGGGGUGUCGCCAGAGCAUCCCACUUGUGCUGGUGUCACCUUACCGGCGGCAAGUGAACAUUGGCUCAUCGUAUCCGGGAAGAUUGCCUCCUAG